This is a messenger RNA of Homarus americanus (American lobster), 771 nucleotides long. RefSeq lists its product as uncharacterized. Lineage: Eukaryota; Metazoa; Arthropoda; Malacostraca; Decapoda; Nephropidae. The transcript is spliced from 5 exons. The record is from RefSeq and is a predicted model, not a curated record. The coding region runs from base 277 to 684 and encodes 135 amino acids.
ACCAAUCACCUUCAUCACAUCUGUACAGCUGUGUGUUAGCACCUGAGUCACUCGGCACCAUCCACUUCCCUCACUGACACCCUCACGUGUUCACACCUCUCUCCCUACCUCGUCCGCACACUGGCCUCACUCCCUACCUUCAGUCAUCAUAAUCACGCUUAUCAGAACAAUAACAUUACACGAUACAUCUGCGUACUUGUUAAAGAGCUGUGUUCAUCAAUACAGUGGGAAGUGACCCAAAGUGCACCUGAUUACACUUGUGCUCCUCCACACUAAAUGUGUGCAGUAGGUGGGAGCCGCACCAGUAGGUGGCCCCUGGUGGUAGUAAUAAUGGUGCUGGUAGCAGCAGCCAGGACCAAGGGGGAUAUCAUCUAUGCGGAGACUGCCACCAUCGCCUUCGACAUCUGGGCCACUGACCUGCGACCCGGGUUCACUCUGACUGAGAAAACCAUCAAUGACAGGAUUUGCUUUUGCAAGACACACUCUCCAAACAUACAGGCCAGCACCACUUCAUUCACCUCUCCCACCAGCAGCUUACCCACGAAUAGCCUGUCCAGUGGCGUCCUACCCAGCAGCAACCUUCCCACCACCAGUAGUGGAUCCGAUGGAUACAAAGCAUCUUCCAUCGAAUACUUCUACUUCAGUGAGUACAACUAUAUCAGGAAUCACCCAAAGAAGCACUAACCAGCUGCAGCCGAUGAUCUAACCACACCCACAAAACACUGAUGAUGUAUCUCGGCUCUCACCUGUCCAUCACUGCGGACAUCGAUG